CGCCUUGGCAGUAUGGCGUCCGUGUCUCUGAGCGAGGCGGAGAAGGUGUACAUCGUGCACGGCGUGCAGGAGGACCUCCGCGUGGAUGGCCGGAGCUGCGAGGACUACCGGGGCAUCGAAGUGGAAACCGACGUCGUGUCCAACACCAGUGGGUCCGCCAGGGUCAGGCUGGGUCACACGGACAUCUUGGUGGGAGUGAAGGCCGAGAUGGGGACACCGAAGCUGGAGAAACCCAAUGAAGGCUACUUGGAGUUUUUCGUUGACUGCUCAGCCAACGCCACCCCUGAGUUUGAAGGCCGAGGCGGCGACGACCUUGGCACAGAGAUCGCCAACACCCUCUACCGGAUAUUCCGCAACAAGGGCAGCGUGGACCUGGAGGCCCUCUGCAUCAGCCCGCGGGAGCACUGCUGGGUCCUCUACGUGGACGUGCUGCUGCUGGAAUGUGGAGGAAAUCUGUUCGACACCAUCUCCAUUGCUGUAAAGGCCGCUCUCUUCAAUACAAGGAUACCAAGAGUUCGUGUUCUGGAGGAUGAAGAGGGCUCAAAGGACAUUGAACUGUCUGAUGACCCUUAUGACAGCAUCCGGCUAAGUGUGGAAAAUGUCCCCUGCAUCGUCACCCUUUGCAAGAUCGGCUGUCGGCACGUGGUGGACGCUACGCUCCAGGAGGAGGCCUGCUCCCUGGCCAGCUUGCUGGUGUCCGUGACCAGCAAGGGAGUCGUGACCUGUGUGAGGAAAGUGGGGAAGGGCAGCCUGGACCCGGAGAGUAUCUUCGAGAUGAUGGAGACCAGCAAGCGCGUGGGCAAGGUGCUGCACGCCUCCCUGCAGAGCGUCCUCCACAAGGAAGAGAGCCUGGGGCCCAAGCGACCGAAAGUCGGCUUCCUGGGCUGAUUCGCAUGCCGACCCUGGUCAACGGAGCGUUGGCCUUCACUUUUCCGUGGAAGCCGGUGUGUGUAUAUAUUUUUCUUAGCUGUUACGAACUCAAAGCAACAUUUGUACGUGUGAAAUUAAAAGUCUAU
Messenger RNA from Pteronotus mesoamericanus, 1016 nucleotides. It is a transcript of the gene EXOSC7, whose product is annotated as exosome component 7. Bases 13 to 888 code for a protein of 291 amino acids. The record is from RefSeq and is a predicted model, not a curated record. Gene Ontology annotation, molecular function: mRNA 3'-UTR AU-rich region binding. Gene Ontology annotation, biological process: U5 snRNA 3'-end processing; U4 snRNA 3'-end processing; TRAMP-dependent tRNA surveillance pathway. Gene Ontology annotation, cellular component: cytoplasmic exosome (RNase complex); nuclear exosome (RNase complex). The transcript is spliced from 8 exons. Lineage: Eukaryota; Metazoa; Chordata; Mammalia; Chiroptera; Mormoopidae.